ACAUUGAGCCAUUACUCUUUGUAAAGAAGAAACCAAAAGUACUUCGUAAAAAUGAUUAAACAAUUUUUCUUCAUUGCAUUUUUUGCAUUGAUAACGUAUUGUUAUUCACAAUACACGUCGUCAGGGCAGUGUUCAGACAGAACAAACGUUAAGGCCGUAGACAAUUUCGAUUUUGCGAGGUACGGAGAGACUGGCAGAAGAUGGUACACCGUUUUCACAUACAACACCCCGGCCGAUUGCCAAUUUGUGAAUUUCACCAUAACAUCAAACAUAACCGUCGAUUUCUUUUGGAGACGAAAGAAUUUAACUGAUGGUACAUGGAAUGGUAGGUCUGAUGGUGUGGUUACGUGGACACCCGAUAGUGGUACACGUAACGGGAUUAUAAGUCUAAGAUACCCCAACGUUCCCGACCCAUUGAUAUAUCCAAUUCUUGGAGUCGAUUAUGAUUCGUUCGUCCUGGACUACAGAUGCCUCGAUAUAAAUAGUACAAGCAAAAUGGAAUUAAUAUGGGCCAGGAGCAGGACAACGGUUUAUUCAUCAGAAGUAGCAGCUCAAGUACAGCAAAUCCUUAGUGAUAGCGGUCUCUCCGAUUUAGCACCGACAUAUGCCGUACAGGACCCAGAACGCUGCUUACCAUACCCAUAGAAUUUGUAAAAUUUAUAUGAUAUUUUUGAAAUUUGUAUGAAAUUAAUCAACAUUAAAUUUAUUAGCAUGUGAA
Messenger RNA from Agrilus planipennis (emerald ash borer), 718 nucleotides. RefSeq lists its product as uncharacterized. NCBI's taxonomy places the organism in Eukaryota, Metazoa, Arthropoda, Insecta, Coleoptera, Buprestidae. The coding region runs from base 52 to 645 and encodes 197 amino acids. The transcript has 3 exons. The record is from RefSeq and is a predicted model, not a curated record.